Molecule: messenger RNA, 264 nt
Organism: Penicilliopsis zonata CBS 506.65
Lineage: Eukaryota; Fungi; Ascomycota; Eurotiomycetes; Eurotiales; Aspergillaceae
Exons: 3
Coding region: 29-208 (59 amino acids)
Biological process (GO): mitochondrial respiratory chain complex I assembly
Cellular component (GO): mitochondrion
Source: RefSeq, a predicted model, not a curated record
UUGUCUCUUCUUUUGUGGCUUCGUCUCAAUGCCGAAUAAAACGAGACCCAUCGAAAAGUUUGCCAAGGCAACCGCCCAGUGCUCUGCAGAGGCGGCGGCGUAUGGCAAAUGCGUCGUGGCGGAUUACAAUGCAGUCCAGAAGGAUAUGUGCGCAAAGGAGUUUAUGCGUUUAAAGGAUUGUUAUCUGGCGGCAUCAAAGAAGAUAUAAAUGGCUGGUACAGAAUUUUGGCUUAUAUGGCGCUUGAGCUUUCUUUGUUCUGGCUG